This is a messenger RNA of Heterocephalus glaber (naked mole-rat), 5954 nucleotides long. NCBI's taxonomy places the organism in Eukaryota, Metazoa, Chordata, Mammalia, Rodentia, Bathyergidae. The record is from RefSeq and is a predicted model, not a curated record.
GGCAGGCGCUCUCGGGUGAGGGUCAGGGUGUGCGGGUUUGCUAGAAGUUGUUCCCGGCCGGGGCUAGAGUUUCCCCGCGGGGACAGCGGUGUGGCCUCCGGGCCAUUCCCUACCGCCCACCGUGACAUCUAACCCUCCCUGUGCUGUAGUGAAGAGCUUCAGUCUGAUCCGCGCGCUCCCUUGGCGGGGACUGCUUCCAACUGAGUAAGAGACUGAAGCUGAAGCAUACGAAAAGAAAUGCAGCCUGAAAGUGCCAAGGAGUGACUGUUUUCGCGGAGAACCGGGAUUGGAAAGAGGGAGACGUUUGCAUCGGAGAGGAGGUUGCAUUGUUGGAAGAGGACCAUGUCAUUGGACUUUGGCAGUGUGGCCCUACAAACACAAAACGAAGAUGAAGAAUAUGACAAAGAAGACUAUGAAAGGGAGAAAGAGUUGCAGCAGCUGCUCACAGACCUUCCUCACGACAUGCUGGAUGACGACCUCUCCUCCCCCGAGCCCCAGGACUCGGACUGCAGUGAGGACGACCCGGCGGGACGACCACACCCUUCUGAGCAGUUGGAGAUGCACUGGAAUACGCACCGAGUGCUGCCCAGAUCUCCAAGUGCAAAUGGUUAUGUAGGAGAGACGUGUGGCCAUGGCUGGGAAGAAAAUCAAAGUCAAGCUAAAGACCGACAUCCUGGGUACCGCCCGGAGGAAGGUGGUGAUGAAGGCGGAAGUGGUUAUAGUCCCCCAGGCAAAUGUGAACAGACCGAUUUGUAUCACCUGCCGGAGAACUUCAGGCCAUAUACGAAUGGUCAGAAGCAGGAGUUCAAUACCCAGCCGACCAAUGUAAUUAAAUUUUCAGAUCCUCCAAGGAACCAUUUUCAGCAAUUUGGUUCAACACAAGGUCCUAGUGGUCAAGCUUUGGACCCAUAUAAAGUGACAUAUAAACCGUAUCAACCUUCUGUCCAGAAUAAUGGCUCGCCAAGCCAGGAGAUAGUGGGAAGUGACACGUUUGAAGGCCUGCAACAACAAUUUUUAGGAGCUAAUGAAACAGAUUGUGCAGAGAAUAUGCAGAUUGUUCAGCUUCGGGUUCUUAACAAAGCAAAAGAGAGACAGCUGGACAACUUAGCUGAGAAAUUAAAUGAAAGUGAACGUCAAAUCCGCUACCUGAAUCACCAGCUUCUGAUAAUCAAAGAUGAGAAAGAUGGUUUGACCCUCAGCCUUCGAGAAUCACAGAAGCUCUUUCAGAGUGGGAAGGAAAGGGAGAUACAGCUUGAAGCACAAAUCACAGCACUGGAGACCCAAAUACAAGCAUUAAAAGUCAACGAAGAAAAGCUGAUCAAGAAGUCCCGGACAACUGAAAUGGCUCUGGAGAGCUUGAAGCAGCAACUGUUGGACCUUCGUCACUCUGAGUCACUCCAGCGAGCCCGAGAACAGCACGAGAGCAUUGUCACGGGCCUCACGAAGAAGUAUGAGGAGCAGGCGUUGUCCUUACAGGAGAAUUUGGAUGCUACGGUUGCUGCCCUUAAGGAACAGGAAGACAUCUGCUCUCAUUUAAAAGACCACGUGAAACAGCUGGAAAGGAAUCAAGAAGCUACCAGAGUGGAGAAGACCGAGGUCAUCAGCAGGCUGUCGAGGAGCCUGGAGGAGACGCAGAAGCAGUGCGCCCACCUGCUGCAGUCAGGCUCCAUCCAAGAGGUGGCCCAGUUGCGGCUCCAGCUGCAGCAGGCACAGAAAGCACAUGUGCUGAGUGAAAACAUGAACAAGGCCCUACAGGCGGAAUUAACAGAACUAAAAGAUGAAAUUUCUCUCUAUGAAUCUGCUGCAAAACUAGGAAUACUCCCAAGUGACUCAGAAGGAGAAUCAAAUAUAGAACUUGGUGAAUCAUAUGUGGAUUUGGGUAUUAAAAAUGUCAACUGGAAAAAAUCCAAAGUUAACAGCACUGUGCAGCAGGAAGACCUUAAUGAGGAGCUUUCCAAGGAUGAGGUCAUCCUGAGGCUGAAGGCGGAUGUGCAGCGUUUGCUGGACAGCAACUCAGUGAAGCGUCACCUGGUGUCUCAGUUACAGAGUGACCUCAGGGCCUGUCACCAGGAAAUCGAGAAUCUCCAGCAAGUGAAGAAGGAUGGCAGGAGUGUGGAGGUUGAGAUGAAAAUUGAUACCUUAGAAAAACCAGUGACUCCGUUAUGGCCUGACUCUUCUUCUGAUGUGAUUGUCCAAGAUGAUGUUCUCCAGCUUAAAAAUGAAAUUCAAGUUUUACAACAACAAAAUCAGGAACUUAAAGAAGCCGAAGAAAAGCUGAGAAAAACAAAUCAGGACUUGUGUAGUCAAAUGAGACAAAUGCUACAGGAUUUUGACCGUGAUAAACAGGAAGUUGAGGAUAGCCGGGCGUGGCCUGAGAUUCUGCCCUCUGUUACUAGGUGUGAGCGGACUUACCAGCAGCACCACGAAGCCAUGAAAGCCCAAAUCCGUGAGAUCCUGUUAGCAAAGCACACUUUGGAGAAGCAGCAGCUCUUUGAGGCUUAUGAAGGGACUACCUUGCAACUCCGGUCUGACCUAGAUAAGACAAGCAAGGAGCUGGUUGCUGUGCAGGAAUGCUACCUGCAAGUGUGCAGGGAGAAGGACAACCUCGAAGCAGCUCUCAGGAAGGCCGUUGAGAAGGAACAGGAGGCCCAGGAGCAGGAGAGACAGCUGUUGGAAGAAAAAGAAGAACAUAUAAGCAACCUUCAGCUGGAACUUGAAGAGAAGUAUCAAGAAGCACUUGCAAUGGAAAAAAACAAGUGGCUGAAAGAGCAGGAAACUGCUAUUAAACGGCAGGUUGCAAACGAAGUAAUGUCAGCCAGAGCGCACUGGGAUAAGGAGCGGAAGGAGAUCAAACGGAAACUAAUCCAACAGCUGGAAAAGGAGUGGCAGGCGAAGCUGGAUGAAAGUAUAAAGGCAUCAUCGAGAAAGAAGACCUCAGAUUGCGGCAGCCAAACCGACCGCCCAGCCUCCCUGGAUGUCGCUUCCAAGACAGAGGUGGCUGCCGAGGGAGAAGAGCAGAGGCACAAGGUCCAGCGAGACUUAGGGCUCGAGAAGGAAACAGCCGUGAAGGGGGAUUUGAAGAAACUUGAAAUUGACCUGGAACUCAAAUAUUGUGAGAAUAUUGCCAAACAGGUAGAAACAGCUGUGCAAAAUGCUCGUUGUCGAUGGCUGGAAGAACUGCCAGAGCUCACAGAGUACAAAGCGCUCCUGAGAGCCGAGCGGAAGAAGUGGGAGGAGCAGCAGGAGGCCCUUGUUGCCAAGCGGCUGUUGUUUGCUGUGUCUGAAGCUAAAGAGAAAUGGAAAGGUGAGCUUGAAAAUACGAAGGAAAGUGUAAGCCCCGGGAAGGAACUGAAAGAGGAGAUCCGUUCUCUGCAGAGGGAGCUGGAGCUGAAAAACGAGGAGCUCCCUGUGGUCGUCAGGGCUGAGCUGGCAAAGGCGUGGAGUGAGUGGAACAGAGAAAAGCAAGAAGAAAUCCACAGAAUUCAAGAACAAAACGAGCAAGAUUACCGGCAAUUUUUAGAUGAUCAUCGAAAUAAAAUUAAUGAGGUGCUUGCAGCAGCUAAAGAAGACUUUUUGAAAGAAAAGGCUGAACUGCUUUUUCAGAAGGAGACAGAAUUACAAGCCUGUCUAGACCAGAGCCACAGGGAGUGGACGAUGCAGGAAGCCAGGCGGAUCCAUCUGGAAAUCCAGCAGUACGAGGAGGACAUCCUCACUGUCCUUGAGCUCCUACUAAGGGACACUCAAAAGGUGGAGGGCAGUGGCUCUGUGGACAGGCAGCUUCUGGAAAUCCCAUCGGCUUGUUCUUCGAAGUGGGUGUCUGUGCAGUAUUGUGAGAAACUGAAAGGCUGCAUUCGGAAAGCACUGCGAGAUGCACUUUCUUUACGUACAGAAAAUGCCAGGGCAGAAUGGGAAAAGAGGAAUACGGCUGAGCUCUCCACUGGCCCUGCCAGCGAGGACCCUGGCGGAGGAGACCCCAGGGUCCCAGUGACGCCUCCCGGACCCCACGCCCAGCCCGAGGCUUUGCCAGCAGCAGUGGCAGAAGCUGAUAAGAAAGAGACCCUUGAAAUUAAAGAUUUAUGCUGUGGACAGUGCUUGCAAGAACUUGAAAAGUCAAAGCAAGAAUGUCAAGACCUGAAAAGAAAACUGGAGAAAAGCUGUAGGCAUCUUCAGCAGUUAGAAAGGAAGCACAACGCUGUAGUGGAAGAAAUUGGAGAAGAGAAUACUAAAGUUGUUGAAGAAUUAAUAGAAGAAAACAACAACAUGAAGAAUAAAUUGAAAGAACUGCAAACACUCUGUAAAAUACCACCAAGGUCACAGUCUGAAGGGGCCCUGGAAAUUGCUUAUCGGCCUGGUAAUGAGCAGGCUUUGGAAGAGCUUCGUGGGCAGUACAUUAAAGCUGUGAAGAAAAUCAAGCGUGACAUGCUCCGCUAUAUCCAGGAGAGCAAGCAGAGGGCUGCAGCAAUGGUACAGGAAGAGGUGUUGCGAGAGCGUCAAGAAACCGCCAGAAAAAUGCGUAAAUAUUACUUGAUUUGCCUCCAGCAGAUUUUGCAGGACAGUGGAAAAGCAGAAGGGGCUGAGAAGAAGAUUAUGAACACUGCUAGCAAACUUGCUAUGAUGGCGAAGCUGCUGGAAACCCCAACUUCUCACAGACCCCCGAGCAAAGCAGCAACAGCACAACCAGAGAUGCUAGCUGAAGUUGGAAAAUCAAAAAGAAACGAUGCGAACCAGAGUACCCCGUGCUACCUUGAAAGUAAACCAAAGAGCGUAGCCUCUGUCCUCAGAAGCGAAUGUGAACAGGGCCCUAAGAAGGGGGCUACUUGUAACUUGCAAAGGCGGUUGGAGGCCUCGGAGCACAGAGACAGGAAGCGUGUGGGCUCCCAGGGGCCACUUCCGGACCUCCAUUUUGGGGACAGCCGUUGCAAGCAUGAGGACAGUUCUCAGAAGAGCAUUUCUCCUGAGUUCGCGCUGUGCAGGGGUGAAGGGGGCUCGGCUUUAGCCCGGAAGAGAGAGCUCGUCAGCGACACAGGCCCUGCCGCGUUUAUGCACGCAGCCGAACACCCUGUGCUCGGAGUCAGUGGAGAUAAACCCUCCCCUAGAUGCAGUCCUCAGCUUGCCGAAUCCGGGUCCACACUUGCGACCUUUCCAGAGUCUCACGAAAGACCAGGCUCCAGGGUGCGCACACCGCCGGGUCCAGGUGUGGGUGUUCAGGAAACUCCGGUGAAGGACCUGGGGGACCUCAGCGGCUCGUUCAGCUGGCUGUCAAACAGCACCACCUUACCCUGUCAUAGUCUCGAGUUGUCAUUCCUGUACGAUAGGCCGCAGGGAGCUCUGGAUGUACUGGGGGACUAUGUGAAGUUCAAACCCUUCUCGGCAGCCAGUUUCCUUUCAGAGACAGAGGGCGAUGGUCAGCCGGGCACACAUCGGCGAGACGGAGCCCCAGACCCGUCAGCAGCCGCGUGUUCCCAGCAGGGGACAGCGCGUGGGGCUCGUGGUCACGCGCCGCACCCUGGGGCUGCUCUGUCGAAGUCGGACCUCAGAACUCUGAGCAGUACCCCGCCUGCUCUGCCAGGCCAGCAGCCCUCCCGGCAGGUACCUGCUCACCUGUCCUGCCAACAGGACAGCGGCUUUGACAGCCCAUUCAUCAACCUGGGCUAAUUGUGCUGGAUUUAGAGUCACCAAUAUAUCAGCAAGAAAAUUGAAAGAGAAGACUUCAUACUGAAAAAAUUGUGGGCCCUGCCUACUCAGAUGUUUUCAUAACGUCUUUUCUUACGAGUAAAGUAUUCUCAUCAAACUACUUGAGAUAUUUAUAUUGCCCUAGUCUUCCACAGGCCGGACUGUGUAUGUGUAAUCUGCUUUUGUGUGGUGCUUGUAUUUGGCUGUUAAAUCAUCUAUUUUUAUACUUCAAAAUUGGCUCACACUGCUGUUUAUUUAAAUAAAAUUGCAUGUAAUCUGUA